AUGUCUGCUAUUGCCCAGAAAAUUCUUGUCGUAGGUGGUAAUGGGUUCGUCGGUUCUGCGGUGUGCAAGGCUGCUCUUGCGCGGGGUAUGGGGGUCACCAGUGUUAGUUCAUCUGGGAUGCCUUACCGCACCCCAAAAGGCCAUACCCCAGACUGGGCAGAGAAGGUAGAAUGGCGAAAAGCUGACGCUAUGAAUCCCGACACAUAUGCUGAUAUUCUACCUGGCGUCAACGCAGUCGUGCACACCAUAGGCACCCUCCUUGAUAAUACACAACGCAAUAAACAGUUCCACGAUAAGGACUUUGUGGGCUUGCUUAAGUCCAUUACGGGCAUCAGCCCGGUAGAGGCACGUCAUCUAGGAGCCUACGAAAAACUUAAUCGUGAUACUGCCAUCCGUAUGUGUGAGGCGUUUACUGCUAGUAAACCCACACAAGGAAUUACGCAUGUUCGACCGUUUGUCUACGUUUCCGCAGAGGACUUUCACAGGCCUGCUAUAUCCAAAAUCGAUGAGAUCAUGAAAGAUCAUCCACAGUAUCGAGCAGUACACGUUCGGCCUUCUAUGAUAUACGACCCCGAGACUAGGCCGAUGACCAUCCCAGCCAACCUCUUCACCUUCUCGGCGUGGAUGCACGCAGCCAUGCCGUCCUUUGUACCGAUGCCAGCGUCCAUCGUCCGCUGGCUCGGCACGAGCGUGUUCCCAAAGGCGACUGAGCAGACACCUUCGGCGUUGGUAUCUAUGGCCACCUUGUUGAGCGUCCCACCAAUUCGUGUCGACCACUUGGCCGAAGCUAUCUGUGUUUCCUUGGAUCCUGCUAAAAACGUUAGGGGACCCGUUGGCGUACGUGCUAUGAGGGAGCUGAUUGGAUGGUCCAAAGGGGGACCCACUCCUACUUCGUCAGACUCUUAAUUGUUUGCUGAUGGUAGAACGUUGUUCACUGUCUCAUCUAAAUGAAGACGUUUGCUGUCAAGAACCCUACCAUAUUGGUUGCUGGUCGGCGAGCAGGCUCCAAUGGCAUAAUACAUCUUGAAUUAGCAUCAUGCCUGUAUGCCCAUCAACAGAAUUGCAAAAUUGAGUGUGCCAUUAGCACCCAUCACUUCAAAGGGAACUUGCCAACCUCCCAAGGCAAUUAAAUACUACGAUGAAAAAUUUGCGCUGACCUCCUUAAAAUCUACUUCGGAACACCAAACUUGAUACCACAAAAGCAGGAAU
This is a messenger RNA of Suillus subaureus, 1209 nucleotides long. Its product is annotated as NAD(P)-binding protein. The record is from RefSeq and is a predicted model, not a curated record. Bases 1 to 906 code for a protein of 301 amino acids. Gene Ontology annotation, cellular component: mitochondrion. The transcript is spliced from 7 exons. Gene Ontology annotation, molecular function: protein-containing complex binding. NCBI's taxonomy places the organism in Eukaryota, Fungi, Basidiomycota, Agaricomycetes, Boletales, Suillaceae.